GGAAUGUUUGAUGAUUGCCACAAACUUGCCUGCCUUGCUAACUAACCGUUGUAGAUUUAACAGAUUAAUGCUGUUUCAUUAUCAUGAAAUAAGAAGGUAUGAGCGAUGUUUGCGUUUUUGGAUUUCUAAAGGCAUUUUAGUUUUGUUUGCUGCAAAAUUAGUAGACCCAGGUCACAUAACAGAGCAUAGCGUGAUACCUCACAUGGCAUUGAUGCUGCAUGUUACUUUGCUUUGCAUAGUUUAUUACUUGCUGAUGCUGAACCAUGGACAAGGAAAUUAACAUCACUAUUGAAACGUCAUGUUUGAAGAUGAGAUGGAACUUGAACGAAACGAUUCGAAAGAGACAUGUGAAGAGAGCUGGAGGUUAAUCUCCAAGCUCAGGAAAGACCUUGCGCCCGAUAAACUACGUAACAUAGUUAAUAGAUUCGGUCUACCAAGUAGUGGUAGUAAUGAUAAUUCGAAAAAGAUGUUUCUAACCAGCUCAUCCCAAUUUGGCAUGCCAUCUGUUCAAACAACCAAGUGGUUGACAAUGGCUGAUAUUAAAGUUCAAGCGGUCAAAGAGGUUUGUUAUGAAGUGGCUUUGAAUGGAUUUAAGCAAACUCGAAAUGAAAUUGAAGCAGCCUGCUUGUUCUGCUUGCAAAAACUUUGCCAACAAUGUGGAAAACGUGAUCCGAAACCAAAUGAAACUUGGAGAUCUGUAGCUCGAGAUGUGAUGGACACUAUUGGGUUUUUUGGAGAUCAGCAUGCAGUUAAAACUAAUGCUACAAACGCCCAACAAACACAGCAUGUUAUUGAUUCCGAGUUCUUGGAGCAGUUUGAACGUACAGAGGUGGUUAAAGAGGUUGUGAAGAAUAUGGUUGAAGCUGUUGUUAAGCAAGAAGAGGAGGACAAUAUAUUACCUAACACUGCUUGUGAUCAGCCUGUAGAAAACAAAAGUCAUCAGGAUGUAGAAGAGUUGAAAAGAAAUAUGUCAAACCUUGUUGAUAUGCUGCAAGGUGUUAAGUUGGAAAAUGAAUCAAAGCAAGAAGAAAUUCGUGAAAUGAAAUCAAAGAUGGAAGAAAUGGAAAAAGCUCUUUCAGAGAAUGCUGAUUAUGGAAAGUCGUUACUAAUGAGAGAAUUCGUCAAUUCAAAACUCUCGGAAUCCAGCUCUGAGAAAGAUUACAAAAGUGGACAUCGUGUUGGUAGCGUAUCAGGGAGUAGCAAGGGGAGGAGUGAAGUGUCAUCUCAAUCUACAUUUUCACCGAAUUAUAUUAAAUCGGAUGACUUCAGUCAGCCGUCUCCUGGUGUGGUUGUGCCUGAGUGGAUUGAAACUAAAGAAGAUAAGAUCAAGUGGUUGAUGGAUAAUGAUGUUGCGUUCCGCAGAGGAAGACUAAGAUGGGAAGCUCAGCAGAAAAGACACCAAGCAAAUUUAAAGAUGCAAGAAAUAAAUAAAGAAAAAAGAAGAAUGAGUAGAGAAGGCAAGAAUCAAGAUGGAGUUACUCCAAGGUUUUCAUUUAAAAGCUCAUAUCAAGCACAGCAGAGUAAAACUGAAGGUAAACUAACACCAAAGAAAUAUUUUGAAGGACCAAGACGAAAGACAUGUUCUUCUAUAAGAGAGUUGAAUACAGAAGACAAUGAAGAUAAUAAUGCUACCACUAAUGAUCAGCAACUUGUUGAACAAAAUAAAGCAUUGCCCGAUAAAAAUGUAGCUGAAAAUGGACCCACAGUACCUAUAUUUACAAAGCAAAAUAAUGAUGUAAAGAAAGCUAAUGGAAAUACUGAUAUCUCGCACAAUAUGCCUGGUAACCCACCAGUGCAAAUGAGAAUCAGAAAUGGCAAUAAAGGCAGCCAUGGUAGAGGUGGUCGGCCUGCUUAUUACACACAACGUAGAAAAACCUGGUGCAAUUUUCAAAACUCAAGCGCUCCAAAUAUGUUUAAUCCAUUUCCAAACAACUACAUAAGGAAUUUAGCCCCACCACCCAUCAGAGGGCGUGCUAUACAACAAGAUAUAGGAAACUAUUGCCCAAUUAUUCCAAACCAACAGUGGAAUGGACUGACAACUUAUAAUCAGCAUUGGAAUACAACUCCACAGAAUCAAUUUGGAAAUAUUCUGCCACAAAGUAUAGAUAGAAAAGGAACUACAUAUUACAACCAACCACCCAAGUUACCAGCAGCAUUUACAAACCCACAAGCUUUCUGUGAAAGUCAAGUCCCUUUCACAAACUCAUAUCAUGUCAACUAUACACAACCAUACAGCCAGCACAUUGAGAAACAGUCAAUGGUUGAUAGAAGUAAUACAGCCCAACCACAGUUCUUCAUAGGGAAUGCCUACUCACCAGCUAAAUAUAUCUAUGAUCCGUUACCACCACAGAUAUUUCACAACCCAUUGAAUGAUUCCCUCCCUCCUGCUGUUCCACGAACACCCCAGCCAACUCGUGCUAAUGAUUCACCACCUUACAUGUCAACUGCAAGAAGUAGUACUGAGCUGCAACAGCUAAACAAGUCAAAACAAAGUUAUGAAGAAUCAAAUUCACUUUCUACACCCCAAACACCAGAGCCAAACAAACGAAGAAAACCAGAUUUUCAAAAGAUUUAUGAACCACCUUUUCGCCGUCAAAUUCUUACAAAACAACCACAAAUGUCAUGGGAGUAGUUGGAAACCAACAUAAUCCUAAACUUAGCUGGACAACGCUUUUACACUGAUGUAUGCAGUCAGACCUUAACACAAUAAAUUAAAUUUAUUUCUUCAAUUAUCCAUAGUUGAAAUCAUCUGGGUAUUAUGUAUGUUUUUGUUGUUAAUUUGGCCGUAGAAUUAAUUUAAACCCUUUAUCAUAUAGCUGGGUUUCCUGUUAUUCUCUUGCUGACUGAAUGCAUGUCUUCCAUUACAUCAGCAUAAACUCACUGUCCUGGUUGUAUCAGCAUAAUAAGGAUCUGCUUAACCUAAUACCUAGAUGAAUUACACAAUGCUUGCACAUUUGAUUUACCUAUUUUAGUAUCAUUUGUUUUAUUGUCUACACCACGUGUAAACAAUGUAUGUUCGGUGCUUUUAAGUUGGUUUUAACUUAAAUUUAGGUAUAGCUAAAAUAUUAACUUUUGUAUUUAACUAGAUCAUUAUAACACCUAUAUUAGAAGAUGUAGUAACUACUAACUAGUAAGUGGCCCUGUUGUUGUUUGUAUUUUUGAUAUUGACCUACAAGUGCUUUAGUAUAUUGUGCCUUGGCUGUGUGUGUUUGCCUUUAUUUGACAUAUGUUUGUUUUAUCAAUCCCUAGAGCAACAUAUUGUGUGCUAUAUUACAUAAUGCAUGUAUUUCCUGUUUCAAACGUAGAAGUGUUCCACAAAUCCAUGACUUGCGUAGGCUAUUUAAUUUAAACAAAGUUUUGAAAAAAUUUCAUCAGACAUUUUCAGUCAAUUAAUUCUUACAGUGGUUUUA
Messenger RNA from Ciona intestinalis (vase tunicate), 3410 nucleotides. RefSeq lists its product as uncharacterized. NCBI's taxonomy places the organism in Eukaryota, Metazoa, Chordata, Ascidiacea, Phlebobranchia, Cionidae. The record is from RefSeq and is a predicted model, not a curated record.